GCAGCAGCAAUUCACUUCCCGCGUUGAAGUGACGUGGGCGGUGGGGAGGGCGGGCUUGGAGCGACAGCGGCGCAAGAUGGCGGCCACCACGGGCUCGGGAGUAAAAGUUCCUCGUAAUUUUCGACUGCUGGAAGAGCUAGAAGAAGGCCAGAAAGGAGUCGGAGAUGGCACAGUUAGCUGGGGUCUUGAAGAUGAUGAAGAUAUGACACUUACAAGAUGGACAGGCAUGAUUAUUGGGCCCCCAAGGACUAUUUAUGAAAACAGAAUAUAUAGCCUUAAAAUAGAAUGUGGCCCUAAAUAUCCUGAAGCACCUCCAUUUGUAAGAUUUGUAACGAAAAUUAAUAUGAAUGGAGUAAAUAGUUCUAACGGAGUGGUUGACCCAAGAGCCAUAUCAGUCCUAGCAAAAUGGCAGAAUUCUUAUAGUAUCAAAGUUGUUCUGCAAGAGCUCCGGCGUCUAAUGAUGUCUAAAGAAAAUAUGAAACUUCCUCAACCACCUGAAGGACAAUGUUACAGUAAUUAAUGAAAAACAAAAAGAAAAAUCAUGCCCCAUCAUUCAAUUUAAGCUCUCUUCAUUUUCCACAGUAGUAAAUUUUCUAGAUGCAUCUUGUAGAUCUCCAAGUACUGGAAAGGAAGUUCCCAUUGCAAAGGAAAGUUUAUCUUGAAAUACUGUAAAUGAUACUAAUUUUUUUUUUUCCCAUUUGACAAUAAGUUGUGCUAUAACAAAUAAUGCUGUCCUGUGUAACCACUGUCCACAUAGUUGAACUUCUGGUAUCAAGAAAACUCUAUUUAAAUUUAUUACUGUCAAAGACCAGUGUGUCACAUUGAACUCGACUGUGAAAAAGCAUAAAAAGCAUACAUCACACAAUCACAAUGCUGUGUGUUUGGCCUGGGUUUAUAUCUUUUCUCCCGUCUCUCUCUUUCUCAUGCACACACACUCUCCCCCCCCUCUCUCUCUUCCCCCCCUCUUCCUUUCUUUUUGUGUGUUUGCAAUAGAGUUGAUGCUCAGGGCUAUUUAUUAGAGUAGACAUGGAGAGCACAAUCCGUAGAUCGUGAUCUUGCCCAAGCCCUUUUGAAAAGAGUCUGGGCCACAAUAUCCUUGAUUCUUGCACAGUUCUCUUUUGAUCCAACGGGGCUUGCCCAAGACAAUGUUCCCAAAAGAUUGUGCCAUAAGGUUUCAAUUACCAGCUGCGUCUGGGUUGUAUGGACUACUAAUGGGAUGUUUUUUGGUAUCUUCGGUCAUCCCUCCCUUUGUGCAAGCUCUAGUAAAAUGCUGAAUGUCUCCAGGGUUGGUUUUUAUUUUUCUGCUUUUAAUGAAUGCUUACACAGCCAUUUGGGGCAGGUUCUUCUUUCUCCCAAAACCUUUGCUAAGGCAUAGAUUGUAUAUCUCUCUCACACUUUCUCUCUCCCCCCCGGAAUGAGGGCCUCGGGAUGACAGAUCUGGGGGAACUUUUCAGACUUUCCCCUCUGUCUUUCUUGUCAUGGUUGGGGUGCUGCUUUCUUUUUGCCCCUUCUAUGAUGCUUUACAUUUGGCCAAAAGAGGUAAGUGGCUGGCAAACUGCCUGAUUUUAUUGUUGUUAUUAUUGUUAUUAUUAUUGUUGUUAUUAUUAUUAUUAUUGCUUCAUGCUUGUCAAUUUUGGGGUGGGGCAUGGGUAGGGUCUAUAAAUUAAUCUUCACCAGCUGAUAAAACAAGAAUGUCUGGUUUUGCUCACAAACAGCCUUCCCUUCCUACUCUGUGGCAGCUUCCCUAUCAGAAAGCUAGCCACGGCUGACAUAUUAGACAGGGUUUUAUGAUACAGUGAAAGAGUAGUCAUUUACCAGGAGCGUCUGAGUCUGUUAAGAAUGGCUAAAUAUUCCGAAAAGAUCUCUACACGGAUGUUUGAAACAAACACUCCAGCUUUCUGAGCUGAAGGUCACUACCUCUGCUUGAAUGGCGAUGUUAACUGCUCAUCAGCAUGCCUAACUUUGAGGCUCCGUAGCAGCCUGCCGGCAUAAAAGACGAAUCCACUUUGUGAAGAUUGGAGAUUGUGUUCUGCAGAGAGAGAGAGAGAGAUGCUUUUCUUUCCUAAAGAAUCAGAUGGUGCUGCCAUGCAUGGUGGGUGAGGCUUCUUGGCAAAUCACUUCUUUUUCAGACUCCUUGUUUUGGACCACUGACUGCUGAAACGUGGAUGCAAAGCUUAAAUGCAAACAAUCCAAUGUAUCCUCUUUAAUGAAAAUUUAAAAAAAACCCGCAGUGUUCAUGUAAAACAAAAAGCAAAAGUCAACGUUUAAAAGCAGAAGUAUCAAGUCAAUGAAUAAUUGAUGUUUCCAUUAACUCUUUUAAGGAGCAUAUUAGUUGUAAGGAUUUAACAUCCUCUGUAAUUAAAAAAAAAAUUAACAGUAUUCCAUAAGCAGCCUUUUUAUUGUAUCAGACCAUCGCCUGAUUUUAAUAUAAUAAAAAGUGUGCAUUAAUAUUA
Thamnophis elegans (Western terrestrial garter snake) is the source of this 2453-nucleotide messenger RNA. RefSeq names its product ubiquitin-conjugating enzyme E2 variant 1. The record is from RefSeq and is a predicted model, not a curated record. Bases 77 to 520 code for a protein of 147 amino acids. Gene Ontology annotation, cellular component: nucleus. Gene Ontology annotation, biological process: DNA damage tolerance; protein K63-linked ubiquitination. The transcript is spliced from 4 exons. Lineage: Eukaryota; Metazoa; Chordata; Lepidosauria; Squamata; Natricidae.